Messenger RNA from Rhinocladiella mackenziei CBS 650.93, 1626 nucleotides. RefSeq lists its product as uncharacterized. The record is from RefSeq and is a predicted model, not a curated record. Gene Ontology annotation, molecular function: transmembrane transporter activity. Gene Ontology annotation, biological process: transmembrane transport. The coding region runs from base 1 to 1626 and encodes 541 amino acids. Lineage: Eukaryota; Fungi; Ascomycota; Eurotiomycetes; Chaetothyriales; Herpotrichiellaceae. The transcript has a single exon.
AUGUCUCAAGAAGUCGAGACCAGAGGGACAAAGCCGCCCGCGGCGCCAUCAUGGGCCUCGAUCCCGAACAAAUUCCAACUCUUCAUCAUCUGCACCGUCCGAAUAGUAGAUUUCCUCCAACAGGCCGCUCUGCAGGCCUACAUGUUUUACCAGUUAAAGUCGUUUUCUCCGUCCGCACCAGACUCGCAGAUCUCCUUCGAGGCCGGCGUGCUACAGGGAGUCUUCACGGCCGCACAGGUGUUUACAGGCAUUCUCUGGGGGAGGGUGGCUGAUUCGCCGAGAUUUGGGAGAAAGACUGUCCUGCUCAUUGGACUAACUGGACAAGGAAUCAGUUGCGUGGGCGUAGCGUUUUCACGAAGCUUCCCGGUUGCUACCGUCUGGAGAUGCUUGGGCGGCGCAGUCAAUGCGACGGUUGGAGGGGCCAGGACGGCUCUGGCCGAGAGCACGGAGAAGAAGUUCCAUUCGAGAACCUUUUUGUUACUGCCUCUGGCGUGGAACAUUGCCAACAUCAUUGGGCCCCUUUUUGGAGGUCUGCUUUCCGACCCGGUCUACCACUACCCAGGACUGUUCGGGGAGAACUCGACAUUCGGCGGCGCGGACGGCGUGGGGUGGUUGAAGACGUUCCCCUACGCGGCUCCCAACUUGUUCUGCGCCUUCGUGCUCUUUGCAGACGCUCUCCUGGUGUGGUUGGGCCUGCGUGAGACUCUUGUAUCGAUCAAAUACAACCGAGACCGAGGCAUCGAGUUGGCCGAACACAUCAGCUAUCGCAUCAAUACUAUGGUCUUCCGGCGGUUCGGAUACAGCCAGCUCGGCCAGGUCGAGGUAGCCGGCUCCGAUACACUAGAUGACGAAAACAUCCCGUCCAGCACGCCGCUCACGUCGCUACCGCCCAAGGAAGUCGACCAUUCGUACCCGUCUACCUCGAAACCCCCACCACCAUCUGAGUCUCCCAAGUCUGCUCCCCCGUUCUACCACGCUAUCACGCGCAAUGUGCUUCUGGUCCUUGCAACAGUCGCAUUGAUGGAUUUUCAAAUGGGCGGCUUUGCCCAACUUUGGACCGUAUUCCUAUCCUCUGCUCGGCGAACUGAUGAAGAAAAGGCCACCAUCCGCCUCCCCUUCGUCUUUGCAGGUGGUCUUCAAUUCUCGUUACCCACGAUUGGCCUUGCCAUGUCAAUUCUUGGUUUCGUGGGCAUCAUCCUGCAACUCACACUAUACCCAAGCGUGAACGCGCGCUUCGGCCUGCUCCGAUCUACACAGUGGUCGUUGUUCGUGUUCCCCAUCGCCUACGCCCUGGCGCCGUACUUGUCUCUACUGAUCUCGGCACCAAUUCUACUCUGGUUUGGCAUUGUGGUCGUGGUGGUCCUCCAGGUCGCUGCACGCACCUUCGCCAUCCCGGGCUCUGUGCUAUUAAUCAACAACUCGAGCCCCAGCCCCGCUAUGCUGGGCACGAUUCAUGGCAUGGGCGCCGCGACCUCCAGUGCGUUCCGGACCAUUGGGCCCAUUGUUGCAGGUCAUUGGUAUGGACAGGGCCUGGAGAAGGGUGUCGUCGGCUGGGCGUGGUGGUGGUUGAGCCUCGUCUCUUUGAUCGGUGUGAUACCAAGUUUUUGGGCGAGAGAUGGGAAAUGA